Molecule: messenger RNA, 2046 nt
Organism: Cuscuta epithymum
Lineage: Eukaryota; Viridiplantae; Streptophyta; Magnoliopsida; Solanales; Convolvulaceae
Source: the annotation of a GenBank genome assembly
CUCCCAGGUACCAUUCUCCCCCGCACUUUCUCCAUUGCUUAUUUCAUCACCCACUAGCAGACCCUCUUCGGCCAGUACUACCACACCAACCAGCUCCCCAAUUACACCUCACUGCUCCACUACCUAUACCGAUGACCCACCAACCAGCCUCCCACUUACACCUCAGCCCAGCAUUUCAGCCGAAACUACAGGCAGUCCGUCCUUUUCCACUACCGAGCCACCUUCACCAGUCACAUGUCCCGUUUCAUCGCCUCCCCCCUCCGCCCCGAUUGCUAAUGUUCAUCCCAUGCAAACCCGAUCCAAAUCCAGGAUUUUUAAACCCAAAGCUAUUUUCAAUUUAAAUACAGUUGUUAGCACACAUGAUCCUACUUGUUUUUCAGAGGCAAAUAAACAGCUUAAGUGGAGAGCCGCUAUGGCUGAGGAAUUUAAUGCUCUUAUCUCUAAUCAUACAUGGGAUCUUGUACCGUUUGAUGCUAGAAAGAAUAUAUGUGGUUGGGUCAAAAUGGAUUUAUAAGACUAAAUACUUAUCUGAUGGUUCUGUGGAUCGCUACAAAGCAAGGUUGGUUGCUCAGGGGUUUAAGCAGCAGGUAGGUAUUGAUUUUACUGAAACUUUUAGUCCUGUUGUCAAACCUACUACUGUUCGUCUUGUUCUUUCUUUAGCUGUGUCUUUUGGUUGGCCUGUUCGUCAACUUGAUGUCAAAAAUGCCUUCUUGCAUGGUCAUCUUACUGAGGAAGUAUAUAUGCGUCAACCUCCGGGUUUUGUUCAUCCUCAGUUUCCCACUCACUUGUGUCGGCUGCGUAAAGCUAUUUAUGGUCUCAAACAGGCCCCCCGUUCAUGGUUGCAUCGCUUUAGCAGUUUUCUUUUGUCUCAUGGUUUUGUCUGCAGCCGGUCUGAUAAUUCCCUAUUUAUUUUUCGCCGCCACUCUGAUGUUAUCUACCUGUUACUAUAUGUUGAUGAUAUCAUUGUUACAGGUAAUUCCAUUACAUUAGUGAGUCAUUUUUUGUCUCUUUUGGCUAAGUGUUUUGCUAUGAAGGACUUGGGUGAAUUACAUUUUUUCUUGGGGAUUCACGCCACUCGUAUCUCCUCUGGGUUAUUUCUUUCUCAGCAUAAAUAUGUAUCUGAUCUUCUUCAUCGCUUUCAUCUUCAUACUUUAAAACCUAUUCGCUCACUGUUUCCUAGUCGCACCAAACUUUCCCUCACUGAUGGAGAGCUUCUUGCUGAUGUCACGGAGUACAGAAGUAUGGUCGGGGCAUUACAGUAUUUAACUUUGACUAGACCAGAUAUUACUUUUGAUGUACACUUGGUUUCCCAAUUUAUGCAUGCCCCCCCGUGCUUCACAUAUGUCGGCUGUUAAGCGUAUUUUCAGGUACUUACAGGGCACCAUCGAUCAUGGCUUACUUCUUCAGUCUGCUCACGGAUCUCAAACUCUCAUUGCUUAUUCAAGUGCUGAUUGGGCUGGGUGUCCUGAUACUGGUCGGUCCACUUCUGGUUAUGCCAUUUUUCUGGGACCAAAUCUCAUCUCCUGGCGGUCCAAGAAGCAGCCCACGGCCUCCCGAUCAUCUACAGAGGCUGAAUAUCGCGCCGUGGCCUUUACAGUUCAGGAUACUAUACACAUUCGCUCUGUCUUGUUUGAGCUUGGGUUUCCUAUUCGAAUGCCUACCACCUUGUUUUGUGAUAAUGUUUCAGCCUCAUAUCUUUCUGUUAAUCCUAUUCAUCAUGCCAGAAGUAAGCACAUUAAUAUUGACUAUCAUUUUGUUCGUGAGCGGGUGGCCCAUGGAGAUCUUUGUGUCAAGUAUGUUCCUACACAGGCUCAGCUGGCAGAUAUUUUUACAAAAUGUUUGUCCCCACAACGGUUUACUCUUCUUCGUGACAAUUUGCGCAUUGUUUCCUUUGCACAGUUUGAGGGGGUGUAAUAGAGUAGAUUAGUUAUUUAUUUAAUUAUCAUUAGUUUGGGACUCCUUUUGUAAUUAUUACUCUUAUUUCCUAUAUAUAUAUCUGCCAGGGCUAACGUUAUGGUUAAGCCUGGUAUUAUUUCUCACAAUUCC